Molecule: messenger RNA, 2002 nt
Organism: Culex pipiens pallens (northern house mosquito)
Lineage: Eukaryota; Metazoa; Arthropoda; Insecta; Diptera; Culicidae
Exons: 5
Coding region: 572-1303 (243 amino acids)
Source: RefSeq, a predicted model, not a curated record
GUGUAAAUAAAAUGCAUUGAUUAGAUCGUUUUAAUAAUGACGUAUGCUUCCUCCUAAGUCGAUCAGCCGCGCACCAGCCACGAACCACUCACUAUCGUUCUCGUCAUUUGCCAGGUGGUGGCACUCUGAGCACUGACCUUACCAGACACUCACCCGAGUCGUGCACCGCCAGUCAAAACAAAUUUUCCAUCGAAUCAUAAAUCUUGUCACCUUCUUUCGGUAUCCAGUUUUCCGGCAACCACCGAGCCGAAUAGAUUACUAUUUUUGCUGUUGUCUACAUUCAGGGGCCGUGUUUUUUCUCGUUAAUUUUCGCGCGAGAAAACAUCUUCGUUAGUGACAAGUUCGCGACGACACGAAUCAAAGAAGAUCGAAAUAAAAUUGCCCUUCCAGCCUAAUGAUGUCGAGGAAUUUCUGGGAAAAGUCUGGCGCGAAAGAGUGUUGGCGGAAAAAUGCCGUCGUUUAGUGAGUCUUCGUUUUUGCAAAGAUGUUGUGUAGGGUUGGAAUUUUGAUCUGUUAUAACCUUAAUUGGACAAGUCAAAACUUUUGAGCGAACAACCAAAAAGAUCAAAGCAUGCUUUCUGUACUGUGGAUAACGGUGGCUUUCCUGAGGAUGAGCUACAGUGGCGCAGCAUCCGGCCUGUUCGGUCCCAUUCCGGAGCCGGUGUGUGGCCAGAUUGCGGUCAUGAUGGACAGCUGUUUCAACAACACGACGCCGCCGGUUUCGCUGGACCUGCUGUACACGGUCAAAAUUCCCGACUCGAUGGAGGACGUCAGCAGUCGGUGUUUACUCUUCAACCGAGGCAUGGCGUGCGUCGAGAACUAUCUGGACCGUUGCGUAUCCCAAAGGAAUCGACGGAUCGUCGAAAACGAAGUUUACGGCGCCAAGCGACUGUACGAAUAUCUUUGCCACGAUCCAACGUUCCAGCACGACUUUCUGAAGCAUAAAAUGUGCUUCCACUUCGUCCAUGAAGAUUGGGACACGUGCUCGGACCAGUAUCUCGAUAUCUUGCGCGAAGAAAUGCCACGACCGUCCGAACAGUCCUACCACAUGCAGUACGUGCACUUUUGCUGCGCCCGGUUCACGUACGAAAGGUGCGUCCAUACAAGCGCCCUGCUCAAGUGCAACCAAGAUUCGGCCAUAUUUCUGCAGAAGGUGGCCAAGCUGCUGUCCAGCGAGACGAACUUUUUAACCUGUGAUAGAAUCGACCACGCGAGGUGCUCCACAGGAAAGAGGGUAGCAGUUGGCAAGGUGUUUUUGAUGAUUUUAUUGCUGCUGAUAUUGGAGAGGAUUUCGCAAACUUAAGAUUGAAUAAGCGUUUUGGUCGGGUAGAUUGGCAGCAAGGGAGGAGGAUACGCCGCUUUAUUUCGGAUAAAUACAGGGUGUGAUAGUUCAUAAGAAAUAAAUGUUCCUUUAUGUGAUAAAUGCUCGUUACAAUGUUAAGAUAUCGAAAACACCGUAAAACCGCCUAGUCAUCUGGGGUGAAUCGGGACAGCUAUGUUAGCCAUGUUUCAGCACAGCUGUUGAUCUUUUGGUUUGGUUUCGGUUCAAACAGAUACGUAACAACAACGUUGAAACAUCGAUUUUAAACAUUUUCAGCUAUCAUCUGCUUCAAAAACUGCUGUCUUUAUUCAGACUCAAAUCCCCAUUCACCCCAGUCCACGAUAUAUGAUCCAUCAAUCAAUACGAUUGAACUUGUGUACAAUACUAUAGUCAUAGUAGGGUAAAUGUCCCUAUAUUGGACCUACCCAGCAAAGCUCCUACUCAUUCAGGUUGUUUCCAACGCACAGACGCGGUUGGCCAAAGCAAGCGGUUGGAACCAAAUACAUGCUUUUAAAAAAAGUUGUAAAUUGUAUGUUUUUAUUUGUUUUUUCAUACAAAAGGCUCUAUACAUUUUUCUUAUAUUGCGUAACGCAAAAAUUGCAAAAAAUGAUUCAAAAUCGGAACCUUGAGUAGGUGUCUUUGACAAAGUUGUAGCUUAUGAUUUGGACUUUUCAGAAACCA